Chaetura pelagica (chimney swift) is the source of this 2130-nucleotide messenger RNA. It is a transcript of the gene RLIM, whose product is annotated as ring finger protein, LIM domain interacting. NCBI's taxonomy places the organism in Eukaryota, Metazoa, Chordata, Aves, Apodiformes, Apodidae. The coding region runs from base 9 to 1796 and encodes 595 amino acids. Gene Ontology annotation, cellular component: cytoplasm; nucleoplasm. The record is from RefSeq and is a predicted model, not a curated record. The transcript is spliced from 3 exons. Gene Ontology annotation, molecular function: ubiquitin protein ligase activity. Gene Ontology annotation, biological process: protein ubiquitination; ubiquitin-dependent protein catabolic process; random inactivation of X chromosome.
UCAUCAAGAUGGAAAGCUCAGACUCUAGUGACAAAGGAAAUAUUGAUCAAUCAGAAGCACAACGUCAGAGUCAGCUAGAUAGGUUAGAUCGAGAGGAAGCUUUCUACCAGUUUGUGAACAACCUGAGUGAAGAGGACUACAGGCUUAUGAGAGAUAACAAUUUGCUAGGAACACCAGGUGAAAUUACUGAAGAAGAGUUGCUGAGAAGGCUACACCAAGUUAAAGAAGGUCCACCACAGCAAAACAAUGAUGAGAAUAGAGGUGCAGAGUCUGCAGAAGAUGUUUCAAAUGGAGAUUCUAUAAUAGACUGGCUUAAUUCAGUCCGACAAACUGGGAAUACAACACGAAGUGGGCAACGAGGAAACCAGUCUUGGAGAGCAGUGAGCCGGACUAACCCAAAUAGUGGUGACUUCAGAUUUAGUUUGGAAAUAAAUGUCAACCGUAAUAAUGGGAACACAAAUCCAGAAACUGAGAACGAGCCACCUGUAGAGCCUUCCAGCGGGGAGGAUUUGGAACACAGCCAAAGUGACUCUGAAAUUCCAAGGUCUGAAUCGCCAUCCAUAAGGCAGCCUGGGACAGAAAGGAGCACUUCUGAGGAGCUAACAACUGAGGAAGCUUCCCCUCCUAGAGGGCAGAGGAGAGCGAGGAGCAGGAGUCCAGAACAGCGGAGGACGCGGGCUAGGACUGAUAGAAGUAGGUCACCUAUUAACCCAGUGAGCGAGGCUCCUCGCAGGUCUCAUCACAAUACAUCAUCUCAAACACUUGACCACUCCUCAGUGAACGAAGCUGAGGGAAGCUCUAGAACUAGGCAGCACGUGACUCUAAGGCAGCACGCCGUGGGGACUGAGGCACCAAGCGAAAACGUGGUUCUGUUUUCAACCCCAGAAACAAGACCUGUUCCUCAAGCAGCAGGUUCUUCAGAAACCAACAGCACCAGUGAGUCUGCACCUCCUGGGCAGAGGCCUCCUACCAUAGUCCUUGAUCUUCAGGUGAGAAGAGUUCGUCCAGGAGAGUACCGGCAGAGGGACAGCAUAGCCAACAGAACUCGGUCCAGGUCCCAGACCCCCAACAACACUGUCACUUAUGAGAGCGAGCGGGGAGGGUUCCGGCGCACAUUUUCACGCUCGGAGCGGGCUGGAGUGAGAACUUAUGUCAGCACCAUUAGGAUUCCCAUCCGUAGGAUCUUGAACACAGGCUUGAGUGAGACCACAUCAGUUGCUAUUCAGACGAUGCUCAGGCAGAUAAUGACAGGCUUUGGAGAGCUGAGUUACUUCAUGUAUAGUGAUAGUGAUGCAGAUCCUAGUGGCCCAACUCCGAAUCAGAACGUGGAUGCUUCUGAGCCCCAGAAUGGAGGUGGUGGUACUUCAAACAAUGAAGGUACAGAUGUUAGCUCAGGGGAGGUGUAUGAAGGUGGUAAUGAAGGUGGUUCAACAUCUGGUGCCAGACGGGAAGGUCGGAAUACGAGGGGAUCGGUCACGUUUGAAGAAAGUGGUUCUCUACCAUUCCUUAGCCUAGCACAGUUUUUCCUACUAAACGAAGAUGACGAUGACCAACCAAGAGGACUCACCAAAGAACAAAUUGACAACCUAGCCAUGAGGAAUUUUGGUGAGAGUGAUGCUCUGAAGACCUGUAGUGUGUGUAUUACAGAGUACACGGAAGGCAACAAGCUCCGGAAAUUGCCUUGUUCCCACGAGUAUCACGUCCACUGCAUUGACCGCUGGUUAUCAGAAAAUUCCACUUGUCCCAUUUGUCGCAGAGCAGUCUUAGCUUCUGGUAACAGGGAGAGUGUUGUCUAAAUGAGUUCUGAAUUUAUGGCCAAGCAGCUGGUGUGAUAGUGAUGGGCAAAGAAGUCACUUCCUUUAUGGCCACUUUUUGAGUGGUGCCUCAAUGUAUAGUAAUGACUCGGAGUGAAUCUUCCCUCAUGAAAGCAUUUUGUCUUAAUUCAAGCUUUUAAAAUUGGAACGUUUCUUUAAUUAGGGUUUUCAAGAUUGAGUCAGUUUGGGUGUUAAAUUUCACAUGUCCAAAGACAUCUACCUACUUCAAGUUAUUAUUUUUUUUUGGUGAAGAUUAUUAAGUUCUUUCCCCCACCCAGCCCCUGCCAUCCCAGUCCAAUAAACAUUUUGUCCUCAA